Molecule: messenger RNA, 4890 nt
Organism: Daphnia magna
Lineage: Eukaryota; Metazoa; Arthropoda; Branchiopoda; Diplostraca; Daphniidae
Gene: Nup188
Product: nucleoporin NUP188
Exons: 9
Coding region: 149-4822 (1557 amino acids)
Biological process (GO): protein import into nucleus; RNA export from nucleus
Cellular component (GO): nuclear pore inner ring
Molecular function (GO): structural constituent of nuclear pore
Source: RefSeq, a predicted model, not a curated record
ACGCAUUUGACAGCGCAUUAUUAUCACCGCCUGCUGUUCGAUCGUUUUUCGUUUGGAUUUGAAUAAUUCAAACUUGAAACUUGAAAAUCGUGAAAAUUUUACUAUUCAUCUGUAUUCCACCACAUUCUCUCCAAGCUUCUCUUCUAAAAUGGAAAAGACCAAACACAUGAAGACAUUAUGGUCUAUUUUAUCGGGUACCAACCAGCCGUUGUCAUUUGAUGUUGUCGGACCUUUCAUAGAAAGUGCCAAAAAUUGGCUAGUCUCUGGAAUUCAACAUUUCAGGCCUAGGGAUGAAGAUUCUAUUCCAGCGACAAGUGAUUUUCCUACAAUUCUCAGUUAUACUAUACACCUGAAAGCAGAGGAUACAGCAAAGUUGAUGGAAAGCUACAAAGAAAAUGAAUAUAGAGGAACUGCAGAACAGUUUGAAAACCUCUUUAAAAACAAGCAUUUUUACCCUGGGCUUUUGGCUGAACUCAGUCAGUUUUACCAUAAAGAAAGACUCUAUCUUCUACAUAGCAUUGAGUUCCUCAUAAAAAAGGCUUACAGCAAUGCACAUCCAUACUCCAACAUUUUCAAGAACUUCUUGGAAACCUAUGAUGGAAAAUGUGAACUUAAGAAAUCUCUUUUGGCACAGCUGAAGUUGCUCAGUAAAGGAUCUGCUCCACAGCAGUCAGCAAUUGUUACACCUGCAAUAAUCAAGUCGUGGUGGAGCUUGAAUUCUCAGGAGAUUCUUUUAGUUCUCCAGUGCCUGAUAUACUAUUCAGAGAGUCACGAAUUAGAUGCUGAAGACCUUCUUGAAAUUUUGUCAACCUGUGGCCAACUCUCUGGUGAUUUGGGAGAAAAUUUCCAUAGUGUCUGCCACAUGCAAACCACACUACUUGUGAAAAUUGUUCAGCCCAAAGACAAUUUCCAAACUUUAAGGUUGAAGAACACAGCAAUUGAAGAGCAAUUGGAAAGACUUUUGAACAAAGCAGAGUACUCUCCUAUUCUUCUGGCAUGGAUGUUAAAUCACUAUACUUCCGAAAACCCUAUCAGUGGUUCCAAAUUCCAACAGUUCGGCAAAAAAGCGAUCGAACAACGAGUACUAAAGAUCAUUGGUGACAUCAGUAGUGAUCCCAUUUUCCAGGGUGAAUCGUCUCUCCGAGAGAUAGUUUGUCGAACAAUGAAUGGUCUCCUCGCCGUCUUGGUGAGCUGUUUCGACACAGAAAGGCUAGGUAAUCAGGCAGAUUUACGGAGAGCAACCUGUUGUAUACUGCGUGGAAGUUCACAAGCUGCCAAAAAUGUCUGGCUACCUGAUCAAGGACUCAACUUUGUCUGGAGUGAAACUGUGAGCCAAUUUCCUUUAGAAAUGGUUGCCCUGUUGGAGCUUUCCAGGGCUGUUGCACAUUCUUCAAAGGAAAAUAAAUUUAGGAUCUGUCAAGAAGUCCAGCAACUUCCUAAUUUCAUGGAACUGAUUGAAAACAUCCCAGAAUCUUGGCUAAAAUGGACGACAGCUGGAGUGGUUGUCUUGCUCCAAACUUACUACCCAUACAAAACUGCUGGCUGUAAAGAGAUCCUGAUACCACGUGGAGCUGUAGGCAGUAUCGAUGGCAAAUAUAUCCGAUGGCAAGUGAAGGUCAACCUGUACGAAAUCGCCAUUGCAGAGAUUAAGAUGCUUCUCCAGCAGGGAUCUUUCGGAUUGUCGGCUGUCAAAGUAGACUCAUUGACGCGAGUACAACACGUACUGGGCUUCCUAGAAUUGAUUUUUCCCCAACUUGAAAUGUCCUCGCCGGCUUACGCUGAAAAAUUUCGACAUCAUAUCUUGUCAUUAGUGGAAAAGUUUGGUCCACUCUCAACUGCCACGCAGGAGUUAGUUGCCAGUUCCCUGAAAUGCCUCGCCGCUGCCGUCACAGAGUCAAACGCGUCUGAAGUAGCAGGAAAAAUAUUCAGCACUUCCAUCCUUCCUUCAGUUGAACGUCAUCUGCCGACUGGUGUUGGGAACGAAAUCUCGCCUGGAGUAAUUGGCAUUGUAUUGGCCGGUAUUGAAAGCUCGCAGGGAUCGUACCCUUUAACCGUCGCUUUCGUCAAGCUAACUUCUGCCUUCAUUCAGGCGAACUUGGCAGACGAGCGGGUUUCCGUAGCGUCCAGCUUGUUUAUCUUUCGUGAGGUUUUACCUUUCUUACUGACUCGUCAGUACGUCAGUAUAGAACAACGAGAAAUAAUGAUUGGCGUAACCCUCAAUUGGCUUCACGUUCUUUUACAAACGGAUUCGUCAAACCAAGUGCGCCAAAUAUGCACCCGAACAUUGCUCAAUUCACCCAGGGGAGAAACAGAGAGUCUCGUGGCUAUUGCAGCCUUUGGUUCAUCGUUGGCUGAAAUGCAGUUGAUGAAACAAUCAGAUUGGGAUGAUCGAGAUGGGCAUGGACUUGUUAUGCUGCGCCACAUUCGUUUGUCACUUUCCAUUCUCAAUCUUUUACUCAAAGAUCGUGAAGCUGCUGGACAUAUGUCCCCUCUAGAGUCUUUGUUGUCGAGUCCAAGCAGCGCUCCAACCGGUCAACAUUUUACUACCAUAUUGGCCCAUUACAUCUUUUAUCGCUUUGAUUUGCGGCUGGCCACCUUGGCACUGAAAGUUUUGAAAUCGUGUGCCAAUCGAUGGAAGAAUGUUUCUCUACUGGCCUGUCUCGGACACGACGCACCACUCAUACGCAACACUUGGCUGAAUUCCCUUGAGUCGACUUUGGAAGACGCUGGACUGAUCCGCACCAUUCUCCGGUUAAUGACAGAAUCUGUGGCUGCCCAACCGGGAUUGAUGCAUAUGCUGGUCAACGGUGAUGAUCGUUGCUUUAGGGCCGUUGCGCGUUUGCUAUUAGAGGAGAACGAAUUAGAAGCUCUGGAACUUGUGCAUCAAUUUUGGUUCCAGCGAUGCUCGCCUGCUAUUGAAUACUUCAAGAGACGGCCGAAAUUCUGGCAGCAACUUUGUUUGCCUCUUCAUUCUGCUGACAAGAACCCUGAAGUCAAACGGAUAGCUCUGCUUUUCCAAAUCUUGGCUAUCGAACUCUACAACACGUGCGGCAAAGUCAAUUCCGAAUUGCAGGAUGUCCUCAACCAAUUGCCCUCUCAUUUGACAGACUGGUCUGAUUUAGUACUCAAAAGUCUACCGCCAUCCUCCUCACCUGCCGGACAAGAAAAAACAGGCGUGGAAUUGCUCCUUUCGGGGUGGUCGGAUUUCCUUGUGAUGUUGGCUCAUUAUGGUCCAGAAAUAGAUGCUGGAAAUCGUGCCAAAAUCUCCACUGAUGUAUUGGAAGCCCUCAUUGGACGGGCCGAGAGCGGACACCGUUCUCCACUAUUAGGAAAAUUAGCCGAACUAAACUGGAUGUUGCAGUUGGUUGAGAAAAAAAGCAACGAUAGAUUAUUGACUAGCCUAGGUCAACUACUGGAUGUAAUAGCAGAGAAAGAAUUGACUUCAUUUCCUGCCCGGUUUCAAGUUGCCGUCCUCACCAGUGCUGUCUCCGCUUUGCGUUUACGAGGCCGAACUGAUAAAGAUGAAAAAUUAGCUGACUGGAUGCGCCCAGUGUCUCUUUGUACCCAGUCCUGUCUUAUUCAACUACCCCAGCUCUUACUUACGGAUGCCACCAAUCCCAAUUCGAGAGCGACUUGCAUCACUGCCCUUUGUCUAUCGCUGCUGACUGAAUUGAUUCCUUCCGCCAUUGACUUGUCCGCCUUGCAGGAGACCUUCCUUCUCCAAUCGUUAAUAUCUACGAUACAGUUCUGUAUCCAUCAUCGACAAGGCUGGGAUGUGGCUGAAGGGGCCUUAUCGGUGCUUCUCGCUGUGGCGAGAACAGAUGCAGGCAGUGCGGUUUUGACUCAGCUUCAACUAGAUCAAACGCUUUGGCUACCUUUAGAGGUGAUUUACGAAGCUCAGCCUAUGGUGUACCGAUUAGGUCUACAACUAUGCACAACCGUGCUAGGUCGACAGCGACAUUUUUUCUUGGAACAAGCACUGACAUUGGCUGGCGUCCACCAGCAGCCUUUUACCAACAUCCUGCUCAAACUUCGCCAUCCAAAUAAAGAUGAUCUCAUCGUCGCCACCGACGUCAUGGCUCUACUUCGACAGCUAUCUGUCUUCCAGCAAACAUGGCGGUUACAACAUUCUGGCUCAAUGCAGAACGUUCUUCAGGCCGCUUCUUCGGCCGUAUAUUUUGGCAUAGCUCACCUCAUCCGAGCUAGCAGCAUCACUCCUCUAAUCAGCACUAGCUUUGGAGAAGGGAAAGAUAAUGAAACCGUUCAACCAUCUGCUGCUGCUCUGGAACUUCAGUCCAAAUUAUUGGAAUUAGUUUCGCAAGGAUUGGCUUUACUGAACUGCUACAAUCCACCCCUGGCUGCCCUGUUGACAGAAGACGGGAUCGAUGUAGCUAAAUGGGAACGGCAUUUGAGUCCUAGCUUCAGCACACCGUCUUUGGAUCAUUUGGAGGCUUCCCCUUCAUUGAGUUUUGGCACAUUAAAUGCUGUUGCUUCUCAUACCUUAAGAAUACUGUCCAAACCGGAUCAACAGCCGAAUGAGAGGAAUCAUUUAACUUUAGUACUGGAACAAUCCCUAUCAUUGCUCCUGUCUCAAGCUCUGUUGUACAUCCUCGACCCACGUCUGUGCCCCCAAGAAAAACAACUGCUCAAGCGAGAGCUUGGUGCCGAGCUGGGCAGCUUUGUUGAAUCGAUAAGACGGCAGGCGCAAAGGGGUCUAAGAUCUCCGGCCACUGCGUCCUAUACUCCUCGGCCUAUCAUUUCAACAGUAAAUCAAAGUUUCCUUAAACUUGUGGGGCAUAUCGUUCAACGUAUCUUCAAAUAGCUGGCUCAAGAGAGCCAUAAAUUCAGUAAUGUAUUUAAAGCACGAUCAUUAAACUUUUGAAGUUUCGA